This is a messenger RNA of Acipenser ruthenus (sterlet), 2267 nucleotides long. Its product is annotated as rho-related GTP-binding protein RhoF-like. Lineage: Eukaryota; Metazoa; Chordata; Actinopteri; Acipenseriformes; Acipenseridae. Gene Ontology annotation, molecular function: GTP binding; GTPase activity. The record is from RefSeq and is a predicted model, not a curated record. The transcript has 5 exons. Gene Ontology annotation, biological process: cell migration; small GTPase-mediated signal transduction. Bases 358 to 996 code for a protein of 212 amino acids.
CUCUCUCUGCACAGCUCUGUCUGACAGUGUGAGGCGUCAGCUCUCAGAGCAUUGCAACAGGUUCCUGUGAGUGCCGGUUAGGGUAACCACACCAGCACUGUGCUGCACCUUCCGGAGUACACUGAAGAAGAAAGAAUUGAAACAUUUAAACAAAAAAGGCAUGAAAGAAUAUGACACGCACACCUGGAGGCUUCUUAGUACAAUUUAAAUUACAAACUAGAAAGGGCACGGCUCCUAAACUUUACUGUAUGUGAAAGUGACAAAUGUGCUGCCUCUUGGACUUCAUGGACACUGGCAGAGAUUCCUUCACAGCAGUUUUGUUUUCACCUGCUUGUACUGGACUGACUGAAUAGCAUCAUGACAGAGGAGAACGGAGCGGUGACCCACAACGGCACAGCAAAGGCGCCAGAGGAGCUGAAGAUAGUGAUCGUCGGGGAUGGAGGCUGUGGCAAGACCUCCCUGCUCAUGGUCUACGCUAAAGGGGAUUUCCCAGAGAAAUACGCUCCCUCCGUGUUUGAGAAGUAUGUUUCCAGUAUCAAAGUCGGGAACAAGGAAAUCAACUUGAACCUUUACGACACAGCAGGUCAAGAGGACUACGACAGGCUCCGCCCACUCUCCUACCAGAACGCCAACCUCGUCAUUGUCUGCUAUGAUGUCACCAACCCCACCAGCUUUGAUAACGUCUUAAUCAAGUGGUUUCCAGAGGUAAACCACUUCUGUGUCGGAGUCCCCAUCAUCCUCAUCGGCUGCAAGACAGACCAGCGGAAAGACAAGGAGCGCACACGGAAACUCAAAGCUUCUGAUCAGGAGCCAAUUACCUAUCUGCAGGGUGAAGAGACUGCACAGCAGAUUAACGCCGAGAUGUACUUGGAGUGUUCCGCCAAAUUCAGGGAAAACAUUGAGGACAUUUUUAAAGAAGCCACAAAAACAGCUCUGAGCGCCAUGAAGAAAGCGAAGCACCGGAAAAGGAAACACAGGCACUGCGUGGUGCUGUGAAACACCGCGCCUGGAGCGGGAGCAGCAUUCUCCACUGUGGGGCAACAGCAUGAAGAAAAGGAGAUUUCUUUUUAAAAAAAACUCUGCUAUAGCAUACUUUCUUGCAAUGCACCUGGAGCAAUGAUCACGUGUUUAACUUAAAACUUAAUAAUAUUGAAACAUCCGACCGAGCUGCUUAUAGCACUGCAUUUCUGAAAAGUUCAUGCAGCCUAUUCUACAGCAGUGUAAGACAUUUAAAAAAAAAGAUUCAUUUAAAAGUGCCCAUUUAUUUAUUUAAAGAUGGUUUUAUGGAUGACAUCCAGUUUUCGUAUUCAUGAAACGGUUCUACUCUUUGUAACAACACUCUAGCACAGUUUCGCUGUGUUGUCAUUGAGUGGAGACAUGGCUCUCUCAAGCCUGGUGUUUGGAUUUCUGCUGGGCUCAGUCAAGGCUGCUCUACCUACAUUCUCAGCCAACUCCACGACUGUUUGAGGACCACCUUAUCUGGAGCAUUUCAGUGUUCAAUAUAAACCUUUUUUUAUUUUUAGUAUUAUCUGGUAACCUUGGCUCCAGUGUUGGAAGGAAUGUAUUAUUAUUAAUAACAUUAUUAUAUUUUUAAAAUGUGUCUGCUUUACAUGGUCAAUACUUCACAGGAAAUAAAAUGUAUUUUUUCCCCCUCGAUCAUAUUAAUUAUGUUAAGGUCAGGUAAAAACCAGUACAAAAUGACUUGUAAUUAUCACAGAGUUAAGGUAAAGUAUUACAAUGUUUUGAUUUAUUUUUUGUGAAGAUUUUAAGAUACUUCCAAUAGAUCACAAGUACAGAAAUGUUUUAAAUUGAAAUAAAAAAAGAAGCACCACCACAAGUCUUUAUGCUGCUGAGCUCCAAGUAUGAACUUCAACGACAUGACAAACAGCACACUGUAUGAAAAUCUGUUAAGCAACACUGUCAUCAAGAGUGUCCUUUUCCAGUGUGAACUGUGCUACAACAGCACUUGCUUAAUUAGCUAGGCACACAAUCCUAAUUAGUUCAGUUCUGGCAUUUGAAAGCAAUUGUUUUUAAACCUAUGCAGCAGGGUCCAAUGUCUUAUUUUCACUGUAAUCAAUAUGAACAGAACAUGGGACAGAAAUGAAGUUUGCAAAACUGCUCAAUACUUUGUUGAGCAGAAUAUGGUGAAUAUAAAUGACUGUCUAGAAAUACCAAACGAUGUGUGUAUAUUUCAUAUCCGUGUACAACAUUAUUUCAUCUUGUAUUCCAAGGACUUUUUUUUUUAAUAAAAGGAAGUUAUAACUGUU